Messenger RNA from Camelus dromedarius (Arabian camel), 776 nucleotides. RefSeq names its product carbonyl reductase [NADPH] 2-like. NCBI's taxonomy places the organism in Eukaryota, Metazoa, Chordata, Mammalia, Artiodactyla, Camelidae. The record is from RefSeq and is a predicted model, not a curated record. Gene Ontology annotation, biological process: xylulose metabolic process; glucose metabolic process. Gene Ontology annotation, molecular function: carbonyl reductase (NADPH) activity; L-xylulose reductase (NADPH) activity.
AUGUAGCUGAAUUUCAGUGGCCUUCGGGCCCUGGUGACAGGGGCAGGGAAAGGGAUUGGGCGCGACACUGUGAAGGCCCUGCAUGCCUCAGGAGCCAGAGUGGUGGCCAUAAGCCGCACCAACGCCGACCUGUUCAGCCUCUCCAAGGAGUGCCUCGGGAUAGAGCCUGUGUGCGUGGACCUGGGUGACUGGGAGGCCACAGAGCAGAUGCUGGGCGGCGUGGGCCCCGUGGACCUGCUGGUGAAGAACGCUGCCGUGGCGCUGCUGCAGCCCUUCCUGGAGGUCACCAAGGAGGCCUUUGACAGGUCCUUCGAUGUGACCCUGCGCUCUGUGUUCCAGGUGUCCCAGAUGGUGGCCCGAGGCAUGAUCGCCCGCGGAGUGCCUGGCUCCAUCGUCAAUGUCGCCAGCAUGGUGGCCCACGUCACCUUCCCCAACCUUGCUGUCUACAGCUCCACCAAGGGCGCAAUGACCAUGCUGACCAAGGCCAUGGCCUGGCUGGGGCCAUACAAGAUCCGGGUGAACUCCGUGAAUCCCACGGUGGUGCUGACGGCCAUGGGCCAGCUCCUCUCGGCCGACCCCGAUUUUUCCCGGAAGCUGAAGGAGCGCCACCCGCUGAAGAAGUCUGCAGAGGUGGAAGACGUGGUCAACAGCAUCCUUUUCCUGCUCAGCGACCGCAGCGCCUCCACCAGCGGCUCGGGCAUCCUCGUGGACGCCGGGCACCUGGCCUCCUAGAUGGCGCUGCGCCGGACGGCCAGGCGGAUGACGCUCGGCCCCGC